Messenger RNA from Sorex fumeus (smoky shrew), 2620 nucleotides. RefSeq names its product scavenger receptor class B member 2 (gene SCARB2). Gene Ontology annotation, cellular component: membrane; lysosome; cytoplasm. Gene Ontology annotation, biological process: protein targeting to lysosome; receptor-mediated endocytosis. Bases 153 to 1589 code for a protein of 478 amino acids. Gene Ontology annotation, molecular function: scavenger receptor activity. The transcript is spliced from 12 exons. Lineage: Eukaryota; Metazoa; Chordata; Mammalia; Eulipotyphla; Soricidae. The record is from RefSeq and is a predicted model, not a curated record.
GGCGCCCCGCAACCAGGCCCCGCACCCCGCACCCCGCACCCCGCGAUCGCCCCGCGCACAGCCGCGCGCUCCUCCGCGGCGCCCCCUCCCCGGGUCCCCCAGCGCCAGGUCCCCGCGGCCCGCGUCGCCGGGGCUCGUGAGCGGCGUGCAGAAUGGGCAGGUGCUGCUACUACACCGUGGGGACGCUGGCCCUGCUGCUGCUGGUGACGAGCGUCACGCUGCUGGUGGCCCGGGUGUUCCAGAAGGCCGUGGAUCAGACGAUAGAGAAGGACAUUGUGUUAAGGAAUGGCUCAGAGGCCUUCGACUCCUGGAAGAAGCCCCCCAUCCCGGUGUACUCUCAGUUCUAUUUCUUCAACGUCACCAAUCCAGAGGAGAUCCUCCAAGGGGAGAGACCCCACUUAGAAGAAGUGGGGCCGUACACUUACAGUGAACUCAGAGACAAAGCUGAUAUUCAGUUUGGAGACAAUGGAACAACAAUAUCUGCUGUGAGCAACAAGGCCUAUGUUUUUCAAAGAAACCAAUCUGUUGGAGACCCGAAAACUGACUUAAUUAGAACGUUAAAUAUUCCCGCUGUGACAGCCAUGGAAUGGACCCAGAACCAUUUGCUCCGCGAGCUGAUUGAGGCGCUGCUGAAGGCCUACCAGCAGAAGUUGUUCGUCACACACACAGUCCACGAGCUGCUCUGGGGAUAUAAGGAUGAGAUCUUGUCCCUCAUUAACGUCUUCGAAUCCGACAUCCCUCCCUAUUUUGGCCUGUUCUAUGGGAAAAAUGGAACAAAUGAUGGAGACUAUGUUUUUCUCACGGGAGAGGACAGUUAUCUCAACUUUACAAAGAUUGUGCAAUGGAAAGGAAAAACGUCACUCGACUGGUGGACCACAGACAGAUGCAACAUGAUCAAUGGAACGGACGGGGAUUCUUUCCACCCUUUAGUAACCCAAAAUGAAACCCUCUAUGUCUUCCCAUCUGACUUUUGUAGGUCAGUGUAUAUAAAAUUCAGUGACUACCAGAGUGUGCAAGGGCUGCCUGCCUAUAGAUUUACGUUGCCUGCAGAAAUCCUGGCCAACACCUCAGACAACGCCGGCUUCUGUAUCCCUGAGGGAAACUGCCUGGGCCAAGGCGUUUUGAAUGUCAGCGUCUGCAAGAACGGUGCACCUAUCAUUAUGUCUUUGCCACACUUUUAUCAGGCAGAUGAGAAGUUUGUUUCUGCUAUAGAAGGCAUGCACCCGAAUAAGGACGACCAUGAGACUUUUGUGGACAUUAAUCCAUUGACUGGAAUUAUCCUCAGAGCAGCCAAGCGGUUCCAGAUCAACGUUUACGUCAGAAAAUUAGGCGACUUUAUUGAGACGGGCAAUAUUAGAAACAUGGUGUUCCCCGUGAUGUACAUCAAUGAGAGUGUUCUGAUUGAUGAAGAGAUUGCAAGCCGCCUGAAGUCUGUGAUUAACACCACUUCCAUCAUCACCAACAUACCCUACAUCAUCAUGGCGCUUGGCGUGCUCUUUGGCUUGAUCUUCACGUGGCUCGCGUGCAAGGGCCAGGGAUCCAUGGAUGAGGGAACAGCAGACGAAAGAGCGCCCCUCAUACGAGCCUAACCAGGCCCUGAGCUGCUGAAGGAACCUCACGAGCUGUCCUGCUCUGCAUCGUGACGAGGAGGAGUCAUCCAGCCUGACAGGCCUGUGACCUGCCGUCGAAAGGAGGGAGAAGACGGUGCUUGCUAGGAUAAGAGCAUUCUGGCCGGAGAUUAAAGAACAGACCGAUGCGAAUGGCCAAAAGGCCUCAUAGAAUCCCAUGGCCCCUGACAAGUUGUUUCGUAUCUCGUGUGUCGGGCAAGUAUUUAAUAAACUCCUAGAUAGUCCUUUUUGUUGUUGUUGGAAACCCCAGACUUUUCUGAGCACUGUUGUGGUUCUAAGGUCUCUGCAUCACUUGUUCAUGUAACCUCGCUCAGUAUGUCUCAUUCACCAGAUGUUAUGCCCUCCCCACCUCCCCGCCCAGUGCAUACAAACCACUCUAUGUUGUAUCUCACUCAUUUCUUCCAUGCACACUCCACCAGAGUUCGGAACCCAGGGUAAAAUGGCAGCCUCUUUGAUAUAUUGUUCCCAUGCAUCUAGCUUCCUCUUUGAAAAGUUCAUUUGCAUUUCAUGCUAAACUCCAGUUCAUAAUUCCUUUGAGGAGAUAAUCAGGUGAUCUCAUCUGGGUAGGAAUCAGCUGGGUGAAGUAUGUGGUUGGGUGGAGCCUGUGAACUGUUGGGUUACACUUGAGGGUUAUUGUACUUUUUUGACUUGAGAGUAAAUAAUGGUCAGGACAACAUAUGCUAACAUACUGUGGAACUAACUGCUCUUGUGAAUAGUAACUGUUGUUUUUUUUGGAGGGGGAGGUGGGGAUUGGAGGGUUUUUUGGUCAAAGCUACAUUUGGAAAGGUUUAUCUGGGAUAAUGUCCUCAGUAACUGAUUUUUCCUGUCUUAAAAUAUAUACACGUGUAUUAAUUACAAUGCUAUGGAGUGAUUAUUUGUAAAAAUUAUUUACAAGUAUGAAAAGAACAUCUAUCUACAGCCUGUGGUAUCUGUAUGUUUCAGGAAGUUUGACUGCAUUAAAGUGUUCUGGGGCAGUUGUCCCUUGGUAAGUU